UAAACUUUACAUUUAAGAAUAUUUACAGCUUCAUCAUAAGCGCUAUUGCUUAAUUUACAAAUGGUCGCUGAAAUAAUGCUCGGAAGCAAUAAGAACUUUUCGCCUCUUUCUUCAGCUGUUUUUAACAUGUUUGAUUCUUUUUCAGAGGGCCUUACAAAUAAAUAAAGGAUGAAUAUCCAAGGGAGUUAAAGCUGAAACCGAGUAGUUACUCAUAUUACAAGAGUUAACUUUUCGUGCAUUGAAAAUCGAAAGAGGAAGUGUAAAUUGGAAAUUUUCCAAAUCACCGUUUUCCGUAAAAACAUAUCAGAAAAAUUGAUACAUUUCAAUUAAAAAAUGUUUCAGUCACCUGAAUAUUGCAAAACGUUGUCACUGAAAUUAUCUGAGGUACUAGAGGAUGUUGGUGUAAAUGAGAAAAUGGUGAUGAAAAGAAGAAGAAUGUUCAUGCUGAGGGAAAGUUUAGGAACGAUUACAUCCAGAUCAACUGGUUUAAAGAUAACAGUGUAUUAUCUUGGGAGUCAGUCUGAAUGUACCACUACUAUAGGACUUAAAUCAGAUAUUGACAUGGUACAUGUAGAUUAUAAUUAUAAUGUGAUACAGGACUGGUCAGAGUGGAAACAUAAUAAGAUCAAUCUUCUUAUGAUACAGGAUGAGAAUGUAACACCAGGGUAUUGUUUUUUACAAUUACUUCGAUCUGAUGAGCCACUUUUUGAGACAAACAUUCCUAAUGAACAUUACAUUAGAGAUAGCAUUGGGAGAAUAUUAUUAAGAAAUACAUUCCGAACAAGCAUUAUGCCAGAAAAUACUGAGAGACACGGGCCAUCAAAUGCUGUCUCCGGGGUAAAUGGAUACCGCGACAUUGACGUUGUAUUUGCUUUCCCUUGUAAUUCACAACUUCGAUCAGUAUCACAUUUCCUAGAAAGACCCGGUGUUAUGAGGUGGUUAUCAUCUGAAAGAAUCAGAUAUGCUGCUAGUUGUGAUUGUUUUGUUGUUGGUACUAGUAGCAAGAUUGCUAUUUAUCCAGAUUUCGAGUGGAGAAUAUCUACUUCUUUAGCAGAGAGAUGUUUGAUGUUCAAUCUAAAUAUUACGCAAUUACAAUGCUAUGUUUUAAUGAAAAUUAUUUUGAAAAAUUUUCUGAAUCCCCACACAGUGAAUGCUCUGUCAAGUUUUAUGUGCAAAACCGUUUUAUUGCAUUGUAUAGAAAAUACAGAACAAAACAUAUGGAAAAGGGACAAUCUUUUUACAUGUUUAUCAUACUGCUUGCUUGAACUUCAUAGCUAUGUUCAAAAUGAAAAUUGCCCGCAUUUCAUUAUUUCUGAUAACAACUUAAUGGCCGGACAAUUUACAGCUGAAGAGAAGCGAGACGUUUUACAGAAAUUAUGUGACAUAAUACAGAGCGAUGGGAGAUGUUUACUACGAAUAAGCAUUGAUGAUAUUAGCCAGAGACUACAAGUCAAACUGAGUACAAUUGUUCAUUUUGCGUGUUAUUUUCCAACCUCACUGGAAAUAUUUGAACAUUUUUCGUGUGAUCUUUACAUCAGCUUCAUGAUAGGGGUAAGCACUAGCCUAGUACUAAUGUUCUAUAAUUUGUCAAAUGACCACAUAUGUAAUUACAAACAAAUUAUCUUAAAGCUAACAUACUACAGUGUACAUGGAAAUAGACUGGAACAGCUUGCAAGUCGUUAUUUGGCACCAUUUCUUUGUUCUACACUAGGCCUAAUCAUGGCGUCAUCAAGUAUUGAACAGAAUAAUCCAGUUCAAUAUGAAGCACUAAAGUGGCUUACAUUGGGUUUGAACUCAGAUGUCACAUCUGGCAGACUUAAACUAGCUUCAUUUACUGUUUAGGUGAUAUGGCUAGAGCAGAGUUCAUACUGAGACAAACUGAAAGCCGAUCGACCUCUACUGUUGUUGAACCUGUAUGUGGCUGCUGGUCUCAUCCAAUGACAGAUCCGUGUGCUGAAUUUAAGAAAAAAAUGCAGUGAAGUAAGUGAAAAUUGCAACAAUACUAUUGCAUCACUUUGUGUCAGAUUUCUGCAGUCAGAAGUAUAUUGUGUUCCAAGAGAGUUACGAUAUGAAAUGAUGAGAUCUACACCAGAUGAUAUGCCACACAGAAGUCUAGAAGAAAGGCUAUGGAUGGACUAUGCUAUUGUUGAUUCCCUCCCUUUUCUCUACUUUUUACAGUACAAGACAUACGGUCAUCUACAAAGACACCAGGAUCAACAACGGGCACUUAGUAACCUUGUGAAGGUUAUCUUUACAGAAAGAAACUUUGGCCACAGGGAGACAACUCUCAACCUUCUCGGUCAAUGUAUGGAACAAGAGGACAAACCAAGGGGAGCAUUACACUGUUAUAUAUUCUCCCUUCAACAAAGAGAAAGAAAUAAUGCGGCAAAGUUUCAUAUGUGUAAUUUACUGAGUAAGUAUGUGUCAAACAUGUAGACGUUCAAAGUUCCCUUAACAGGUAAAAGGACUUGGCUUGAAUUAGACGUAAGAAAGUAUGUUGAUUGUGCAUUUAACCAAAAUGUAGUCUCUUGUUAUGUUGCCACAAACGUCCGGUAAAUUUGCAAUUAUAUCUUUGUAUUCUAGAACGCUAUUUUAACAAACAAACCAAAGUUGUAGUGUGAUCAUAAAAUCAUAAUAAGCUUAAUAUUAAAUUUUGUUAAAUACACGAAACAGUAUAAUAUAAUUUGUCCAAGGAUUAAAGUGAUGAAAAUACAAUAUCUUAGCAAUGUGUUUGGUGUUUUUGUUUUAGUUGUUUUUAUGCGUUUUAAAUCUGUGUAAGGAAUCGUGCAUCAUAUCAAGUAUGAUCGGGAACCCAGCCAGAGAACGCACAUGUAUAGCUUCCGUAAGCUUUCUGAACAGCUCUCUUAUGCGACAGAAUUUAAAGUGCAUGGCAGAAUAAAAAACCACAACUGUGAAGGCCAUGAUUUCAUGUCAAAGACCUCAGACACCCGCCCCCAGAAUUUUUGAAAUAGAACUAUUCACACAUAGGCUUCGGUUCAAGGAAAUCAAAUUGUGUGUCUGCUCGGAACAAUCGACCAAAGAAAUUGUACUAGAAAAUAACUGUUCAAUUUGAGCUGCAUAAAACAAAUGAAAAAAUUAUUCUUUAUUUCUGUCACAAUCAUAUACAAUGCACAUACAAUUAAAAAACAGUAUAUAAUGUAACUUACCAAAUUAGAAAUUGUGAUAGGGUUCUGUGGUUUUCUAUUCAGUAAAAACGUUAUAAAUACCUAUACAGUACAGAAAGAAUUUUGCAUGUUUCAUAACUUUGCAUGAAUGGCAUUCUUGAUAUUGUUGUGCUAAUGUAUUUCCUAAGUAAUAUUUUCAGAAUAAACUUUUUGAACCAGUUCUACUGUGCUCAUUACUUUAUAUUCGUUUUUAUCCUUCACUUAUAAAACUGACAAGUUUGAUAAAAACUAGAAUU
Ruditapes philippinarum (Manila clam) is the source of this 3421-nucleotide messenger RNA. RefSeq lists its product as uncharacterized. The coding region runs from base 334 to 1842 and encodes 502 amino acids. The transcript has 2 exons. NCBI's taxonomy places the organism in Eukaryota, Metazoa, Mollusca, Bivalvia, Venerida, Veneridae. The record is from RefSeq and is a predicted model, not a curated record.